AUGCCGGCAAGGAUCAAAAUUGUACACCUACUCUAUCGACAAAGUGCCACGCCACACGAACGCCACCAAGCUGCCUGGGGAGGCGUCCUCGGACGCUUGAAUCAGAUCGAGACGCUGCGCAAGGCGAAAGAGGACAGCAACCGCCACUGCAUCAUCCAGGGCUGCGACAAGCUGCAUAGCAUUAAAAUGCACCUGCUCGGCAUCAAGAAGAUUCGCGAGCGUCUAGAACUCGCAGCUCAUCUCAACGUAUGUCUCAAUUGUGCGAAGGCCCAUCAGGGCCUCUGUGCCUUUCCCCCUGAGAAGUCUAAGACAUGCGCAGACGGCAGCAUCCACAUCUCUAUGCUGUGCCCGAUGCGCGUAUUGGACGACGAUGUGCCC
Messenger RNA from Mesorhabditis spiculigera, 378 nucleotides. The record is from the annotation of a GenBank genome assembly. NCBI's taxonomy places the organism in Eukaryota, Metazoa, Nematoda, Chromadorea, Rhabditida, Rhabditidae.